CGCCUUCCUCGGUGUGACAGUUUCCGGUUUGUGAGCGCUGUGUGUAUUUGUGCGUAAACACUCCAAAGUUUGUAAGUAAAGUCACAAAAACUCUGAAAUCACAGCAGCUUCCGGGAUGAACGUGCACAUGAGGAGGUGUUUCCGGCAGCGGGUGGUCACGUGGAGAGGUCUCCAUGUGGGGGCGCCGCUGACGACCUUCGAUGUGAGGAAGGUUGAGCUGACGCCGCUGGAGCAGCGCAAACUGACCUUCGAUUCCCACGCCAUGGUCACAGAGCUGCAGAGCAGCGGUUUCGAGAAGAACCAGGCGGAGCUGAUCGUCUCAGCUCUGGUCACUCUCGCCACGGCCAACAUGGACGUCGUUUACAAAGACAUGGUGACCAAAUCCCAUCAGGAGAUCGCCCUGCAGCAGAUCAUGGCUCACCUGGACUCCGUCAGGAAGGACAUGGUGAUCCUGGAGAAGAGCGAGUUCGCUAACCUGCGAUCCGAGAACACGAAAAUGAAGCGAGAGCUGGAGCAGCUCCAGAACCGGCUGCAGGAGGAGAGCAGGAAGAUGAUGGCAGAAACCAAACUGGACAUCAACCUGGAGAGGAGCAGGGUCUCCGACAUGUUCACUGAGCAGGAGAAGAAGCUGAUGGAGGCCACGUCAGACUUUCAUCACAAGAGAUCCGAGCUGGAAAACGACAACAUGGAGAUCAACAGGAAGCUGGACCUGCAGGUGGCCUCGCUGAAGACGCUGCUGGAGUCCCUGAAACUGCAGACGAUUCGCUACCUGGCAGCCACCCUCUUCUCCGGCCUCGCCGUCGCUCUGGGACUCUACCGCCUCUGGAAGCCGUGACUCGUCUUCAUCCACCACACAAAGUAGUUCCAGAAGAAUAAAACUCUGAUAUUUGA
This is a messenger RNA of Neolamprologus brichardi, 891 nucleotides long. It is a transcript of the gene ccdc90b, whose product is annotated as coiled-coil domain containing 90B. Gene Ontology annotation, cellular component: mitochondrion. The record is from RefSeq and is a predicted model, not a curated record. Lineage: Eukaryota; Metazoa; Chordata; Actinopteri; Cichliformes; Cichlidae.